AUGGCCAAUUCCCUGUGGGACACGACGGCCAUUUCCUACUCGGGAUGUGCUGCCCAGGUCUUUUUCUACCUCUUUUUACUUGCAGCAGAGUUUUAUCUCCUCACAGUCAUGGCCUAUGACCGCUUCAUUGCCAUCUGCAGACCCCUGCACUAUGGGACCCUCAUGGACAGCAGAGCCUGUGUCAAAAUGGCAGCAGCUGCCUGGGCCAGUGGUUUUCUCCAUGCUGUGCUGCACACUGCAAACACAUUUUCAAUACCACUCUGCCAAGGCAACACCGUGGACCAGUUCUUCUGUGAGAUUCCCCAGAUCCUCAAGCUCUCCUGCUCAGACUCCUACCUCAGGGAACUUGGGUUUCUUGUGGUUGGUGCCUGUUUAGUCUUUGGAUGUUUCAUUUUCAUUGUGCUGUCCUACGUGCAGAUCUUCACUGCUGUGCUGAGGAUCCCCUCUGAGCAGGGCCAGCACAAAGCCUUUUCCAUGUGCCUCCCGCACCUGGCCGUGGUCUCCCUGUUUCUCAGCACUGUCAUGUUUGCCUACCUGAAGCCCCCCUCCCUCUCCUCCCCAUCUCUGGAUCUGGUGGCGGCUGUUCUGUACUCAGUGGUGCCUCCACAUCUUGAGUAUUGCCUCUUGCACGUCACUAAUAAAGCUGUUGAACCGGACAAGUUCCUGGAGAGACCCCAUGGUGCUCCACUUCUCCCUGGCCUCCAGGAAGAGUACUACGCCCUCACCGCUGCCCUCGGAGCCUGA
Molecule: messenger RNA, 744 nt
Organism: Dromaius novaehollandiae (emu)
Lineage: Eukaryota; Metazoa; Chordata; Aves; Casuariiformes; Dromaiidae
Product: olfactory receptor 14A16-like
Exons: 2
Coding region: 1-744 (247 amino acids)
Biological process (GO): G protein-coupled receptor signaling pathway
Cellular component (GO): membrane
Molecular function (GO): odorant binding; G protein-coupled receptor activity; olfactory receptor activity
Source: RefSeq, a predicted model, not a curated record